Molecule: messenger RNA, 2631 nt
Organism: Spea bombifrons (plains spadefoot toad)
Lineage: Eukaryota; Metazoa; Chordata; Amphibia; Anura; Pelobatidae
Gene: DNAJC10
Product: DnaJ heat shock protein family (Hsp40) member C10
Exons: 22
Coding region: 133-2520 (795 amino acids)
Biological process (GO): protein folding in endoplasmic reticulum
Cellular component (GO): endoplasmic reticulum
Molecular function (GO): disulfide oxidoreductase activity
Source: RefSeq, a predicted model, not a curated record
CACAGAAAAAAGACCUACCCAAAAGUAAAUAGGAUGUGCAUUGUUUGAGAGAUGACAGGAGGACUUCUAAACUAGUUAAAUUGCGUGAAACUCCAUCAGAAUAUUUUUAUUUGAAUUUCAUGCUGUGAGCUGAUGAUGGAGCACUCCACCUCAUUGUCCAAAAAUUGUCUUUUAAAAAGACUUAUUAUAUGUUUGAUUUUGAUAACUCUGGCUGUACUUGUUUGUACUGAUCAAGACUAUUAUAAUUUACUUGGAGUUUCAAAAGAUGCGAGCAGUAGAGAAAUCCGGCAAGCUUUUAAGAAGCUGGCAUUAAAAUUACACCCUGAUAAAAAUCAGAACGAUCCUACUGCACAUGACAAAUUUUUAAAAAUAAACCGGGCCUAUGAGGUUUUGAAAGAUGAAGACCUUCGAAAAAAGUAUGAUAAAUAUGGUGAAAAAGGUCUUGAGGACCAGCAACAAGGUGGCCAGUAUGAAAGCUGGAGUUUUUAUCGCUAUGAUUUUGGUAUUUAUGAUGAUGACCUUGAAAUUGUCACUUUGGACAGAGGAGAGUUUGAUGGUGCUGUCAACUCUGGGGAAGUGUGGUUUAUUAAUUUCUAUUCACCUCGAUGUUCACACUGUCAUGAUCUUGCGCCUACGUGGAGAGAAUUUGCCAAAGAAAUGGAUGGACUACUUCGAAUUGGAGCAGUCAACUGUGGUGACGACAGAAUGCUUUGCAGAAGUCAAGGGAUCAAUAGCUACCCAAGUCUUUAUAUUUACAGAGCUGGAAUGAAUCCAGUAAAAUAUUUUGGGGAACGAACAACAGAGGAUUUGGCAAAUUUUGCUAUGCAGUUUGUUUCAAGCACUGUGACAGAGUUAUGGGCAGGAAAUUUUAGGAGUUCCAUUGAAAAUGCAUAUGCCUCGGGACAUGGUUGGCUUAUUACCUUCUGUGCUGACAGUGGAGACUGUUUAACUUCCCAGACACGUUCAAAGCUGGCAGCUAUGCUGGAAGGGCUUGUCAAUGUGGGAUGGAUGGAUUGUACUACACAAGCAGACCUCUGUGAGAAUCUGGACAUCACCACAAGCGCAACCGCCUACUUCCCUCCUGGAGCUACAUUAGUGGAUGAUAAAAGCAAUGUUUUGUUCUUUGAUACAUUAGAUGCAAAGGAGAUCUACAGAGAAGUAAUCAAACUCCUCCCUGAUUUGGAAAACAUUUCACCAGAAUCUUUACAGGACAGAUUAGCACAUCAUCGCUGGCUUCUUUUCUUCAUUUUUGGGAAGAAUGAGCAGUCCCACAUUCCAGAAUUCAAAAAACUAAAGGUUUUGCUUAGCAAUGACCAUGUCCAAGUUGGAAGGUUUGACUGUCAAUCCAGCCCAUCAGUCUGCAAUAAACUAUAUAUUCAAAAGCCUUGUGUAGCAGCUUUUAAAGGGAAAGGUCUUAAUGACUAUGAAAUCCAUCAUGGAAAAACAAACUUGUAUGAUUUGGUUGCUUUCACAAAAGAAAGUGUCAAUUCACAUGUCAUUACUUUGGGACCUCAGAACUUUCCUGGUAAUGAGAGGGAACCAUGGUUGGUUGACUUUUUUGCGCCGUGGUGUCCACCGUGUCGUGCCUUGCUGCCGGAGUUAAGGAAAGCCUCAAAACGCCUAUUUGGUCAGAUACACUUUGGUACUUUGGAUUGCACCGUACAUGAAGGACUCUGUAAUAUGCAUAACAUCAGAGCUUAUCCAACAACCGUAGUAUUCAACCAGUCCAACAUUCACGAAUAUGAAGGUCAUCAUGAUGCAGAACGGAUUUUAGAAUUCAUACAGGAUCUUCAAAACCCUUCAGUUGUUGCACUCACCCCAGAGACUUACAAAGAGUUGGUAAAACGGCGGAAGAGAGAUGAAAUCUGGGUUGUUGAUUAUUAUGCUCCGUGGUGUGGACCGUGUCAAGCCCUGAUGCCAGAAUGGAAACGAAUGGCAAGGCUUUUAAAUGGCUUGAUCAACGUUGGAAGUGUUGACUGUCAGAAAUACAGUAACCUGUGCAACCAAGAGCAUGUGCAAGGCUAUCCUGAAAUCAGGCUUUACCCUGCAAAUACAGACUCUGCAAAUCAUUACUUCCCAUAUAAUGGCUGGCACAGAGAUUCCCAUUCUCUUAGGGUCUGGGCACUUGGUUAUUUACCAAAAGUAUCUAUUGACCUUACACCUGAAAGUUUUAAUGAAAAGGUGCUAAAUGGAAAAGACCAUUGGGUCCUAGAUUUUUAUGCUCCGUGGUGUGGCCCAUGUAGAAGCUUUGCUCCAGAGUUUGAGCUUCUAGCUAGGUCUGUUAAAGGAAAAGUGAAGGCUGGGAAAGUGGAUUGUCAGGCUUAUGGACAUCUCUGCCAAACAGCAGCUAUCAGAGCCUAUCCUACAGUUAAAUUCUACCCAUAUCUUGGAGCAAAAAAGAAAAAUGCUCAUGGUGAACAUAUAGAUACUAGAGAACCAAAAGAAAUAGAGAAAAUCAUAACUGCAAGAAUAGAAUCAAUUAAAAGCCAAUCAAAGCGAUCAAAGAAGGAUGAACUGUGAUGAAAAGUAACCUAGCAAGCAAUUUUAUCAUGGACUUUGUCUUAAUUUUUAUGGACAUUUUGCUAUGCUGUUUUAAUUUAAAAAAUAUGAAUGUAUUUUCUUAUGUGAACA